Messenger RNA from Gambusia affinis (western mosquitofish), 6685 nucleotides. RefSeq names its product peroxisome proliferator-activated receptor alpha b (gene pparab). Gene Ontology annotation, cellular component: nucleus. Gene Ontology annotation, biological process: negative regulation of transcription by RNA polymerase II; cell differentiation; positive regulation of transcription by RNA polymerase II. The transcript has 8 exons. The record is from RefSeq and is a predicted model, not a curated record. Lineage: Eukaryota; Metazoa; Chordata; Actinopteri; Cyprinodontiformes; Poeciliidae. Gene Ontology annotation, molecular function: nuclear receptor activity; zinc ion binding; RNA polymerase II cis-regulatory region sequence-specific DNA binding. Bases 15 to 1664 code for a protein of 549 amino acids.
GUUUGGCUGUUACUAUGCUGCUAAGAAAAAUUAUAACGUUAGGUUUUCAAAAAAAUAAAGUAAAUAAAAUAGAGAUAGGGAGAGAGACAAGGAAUGUUCUCUAUCCUCAAUUUGUCACCCAGUUUUCCAAGAGAGGUGAGUCAGUGAGCAGCAGCUCUAACCCUGAGACCAGCAUAACUCCCUCUUGCUCCCCCUGUCCCAGUGAAAAAGUCUCAUGUGUGACGGCGUCACCAGCACGCUCCUCCAUCACAAUGGUCGACAUAGAGAGCCACUACCAGCCCCCGUCUCCCCUGGAGGAUUCAGUGCUGGAUGGCCCCCUGUGUGGUGAUGACGAUUUCAUGGGCAGCAUGGAGGCGCUUCAGGACAUCCCCUCAUCCAUUGACGAGGAUGCCCUCAGCUCCCUCGACGUCCCGGAAUACCAGUCCUCCCACAAUGGGUCUGAAGGUUCCAGUUUCCUAGACGCUUUGACGCCGGCGUCCAGCCCGUCCUCCGUUGUUUGCGGGAUGGCGCCCACCCAGGAGGAGCUCUUGUCCUCCUCCUCCUCUUCGCUCAAUCUGGAGUGCCGCGUGUGUUCUGACCGGGCCUCGGGUUACCACUACGGCGUUCACGCCUGCGAGGGCUGCAAGGGUUUCUUUCGGCGGACCAUCCGUCUGAAGCUGGAGUACGACAGGUGUGAGCGCCGCUGCAAGAUCCAAAAAAAGAACCGCAAUAAGUGCCAAUACUGCCGCUUCCAGAAGUGCCUGGCCGUGGGCAUGUCCCACAACGCCAUCCGGUUCGGCAGGAUGCCCCAGUCGGAGAAGCUGAAGCUCAAGGCGGAGAUGGUGACGGGGGAGAGGGAGGUGGUGAACCCCCAGCUCGCUGACCAGAAGACGCUGGCCAGGCAGAUAUACGAGGCCUACCUGAAGAACUUCAGCAUGAACAAGGCCAAGGCUCGGACCAUACUCACCGGAAAGACCAGCAACCCUCCGUUCGUGAUCCACGACAUGGAGACGCUGCAGCUGGCGGAGCAGACGCUGGUGGCCAAGAUGGUCGGCUCGGCGGGGGCCCUCAAGGACAGAGAGGCCGAGGUUCGGAUUUUCCACUGCUGCCAGUGCACAUCGGUGGAAACCGUCACGGAGCUCACCGAGUUCGCGAAGUCCGUGCCGGGCUUCUCGAGCCUGGACCUGAACGACCAGGUGACGCUCCUGAAGUACGGCGUGUACGAAGCGCUCUUCGCCAUGCUCGCCUCCAGCAUGAACAAAGACGGCCUCCUCGUGGCGUACGGCUCGGGGUUCAUCACCCGGGAGUUCCUCAAGAGCCUGCGGCGGCCGUUCAGCGACAUGAUGGAGCCCAAGUUCCAGUUUGCCAUGAAGUUCAACGCGCUGGAGCUGGACGACAGCGACCUGGCGCUGUUUGUCGCGGCCAUCAUCUGCUGUGGAGACCGACCUGGCCUGGUGAACGUGUCACACAUAGAGGUGAUGCAGGAGAGCAUCGUCCACAUCCUCCAGCUCCACCUGCUGGCCAACCACCCCGACGACGCCUUCCUGUUCCCCAAACUGCUGCAGAAACUGGCCGACCUCCGGCAGCUGGUCACGGAGCACGCGCAGCUGGUGCAGGAGAUCAAAAAGACAGAGGACACGUCCCUGCACCCGCUCCUGCAGGAGAUCUAUAGAGACAUGUACUGAGGGCCUGCAGCAACCGGCCGGCGAACAGAAACUAAACCGUUCAGAGAAAACACGGAGCUCUCCGUUAAGCUAGGGUUCAACCACUUUGAGCCGUGCCGUCUCCGACGCGGCGGAAUUCGCUUCUGGCGGACGGUUCCUUUGGUUGGUCAGGCUUCUCACCACUCCAUUGCUUGGAACCUUCUGAGACAGAAAGAAAAAGAAGAACUAGAUCAGAUGUGAAACGCCGUCCGGUUAAAGCCACUUUGUAGAAAUCCUUGUAGCAUUUCUGACCAAACUCAGCUAUUAGCCUACGGUGAGCCCUGAAAAGGAGGGAAGACGGGGAACUCAAGUACUGCCACUCCAGUUGUGCGUUUCGAAAAGAGAUUUUUAUUCUGAAGCUAAAGAGCCAUAUAAUGUCAGCACCAAUUAAACCACCUCGACCUGGCAGCGAUUAAAGAAGCUAUUUGGUUUUAAAACAAUCCUGCUGCUUCAAAACCUUCCAGCAUGUUCUUCUUCAUACAACCGGACACAGCCGCGGAGUCGCCAAGCGUACGAACGCAAUCGCAAGCUGAUUUGCGAUUACCGGGAUUUGACUUGAAAAUGCAUCUUGUUGCACAGAGGAAGCACAAACUUGUCUGUGAUUUGUUCACAAAAUGUCUGAGCCGUUUUCCUAACAAAAACGCACGCUCAGAUGUUUGACACUCCGUCCCGCGCCGAGUGCGACUCCAACUUGAGCCGCACUAGAAUCUCAGCAGCAGCACGCCUGAAUAUAGAAAUUUAUGUUUUCUUUUAGUUUGUGUCACGUUGCCUCAGCGAUAGCAUCUCCCUCCCCCCACAGCUUUUUAUUUUUAUUUUUUGGCUUAUACAUGUACCCAAUCAGUUUAUCAGCAGUUUAUCAGUGGUUUGUAGCCUAUUUCAUAUUUUUGAAAACCUGCCAAUACCAAUUUUUUUUUUACUGUUUAUAGAUUUUUUUUAUGUUCAUAGAAGAGAUGCCAUCACAUCAUUUUUACUAUUACUCUCAAAGAAGGAAAAAAUGAUAGUUAACAUUUUAACUUGAUUUUAACAUUGUUUUAGCCACUAGCAUGAUUAGCAUUAAGUGUAAGCAGCGAUCUUUCUGCGUAGCGUAGAUCCUUUCCUCAACUCUGAGAUUUCCUAAACGUUGUUUUCUUUGGCUUAAUCUCAAACUGACACCGAAAAUAGUUCGCCUUUAGCUAACUUACCUGAGCUUAAAGAGUGUUAGCUUGUCCUGGUCGCGCUACCGUAUGAGUUAACUGUAUGGAAAAAGACCGGAGCCCAAUCGGCGGCGCUUUAGCCAAAAAUCCUCCAGUCCCAGUUGUAACCCGAUGUCUCAGUGCAUGUUUAUAAAAAGGCAACUCUCGCAUUUUGCUGUCAUCCAACCAUUUGUAUAAGAAGAACAUGCUAGCUUAGCCACCAGAAGGAAGGGAAAUAUCUACUUGGAUUUUGUAGCAUGAAAACAUACAUGCGGAAUAAUAUGAGAAGCAUAUGAUCAUCUGUUUUAUAUCCGUCCAUGAAAAACAGAGCCCCCCUAUAAAUAACCAUGAAAUUAUUUAGUGUACCUUGAUUAAAAAAGAAGAAUUUUUUAAUGAGGAUUGCGCGUUUUUUGACGCUGUAAUUUUACUAACCAGGACAGGCGAAGUUACCUCCAGCUCUUCACAAUUCAAAUUUGUGUAAGUAGUUUUAAUCUCUAUGUAGCUUCUGUCAGAUAAAGCAGUUCCAACAAGAUUUUACAUCAAAGUUUUUUUUUGUUUGUUUUUUUUCUUUAAAGUGAAUUUGGACUAACAGCUCUGACUGGGAGACCUCCAGCAAUCAGAGCAGGUUCUCUUCAGCCAUAAAAGAAAUCUUCAAAUGCAUGGUGUAUGGAAAGCAAUUAUGCACAAAAGUUUAACUCAAAUUAUUUUACUAUUUUACGGCUCUUUUCAACAUAUGUGCAGCUCUGCUACUCUUAUAAUUGUUUUGGUGCUUUAAAAGUAACAAAUUGGAUUUUUGAUUAUUGCAGCGUCAUUAUUUUUGGGAAAUUUUAAAAAUCUUUUUUUCAUGCCCUCAUGAGAUCGCAUUGUGUUUGUACAUAUCUAAUUGCAUAACCAUUUACCCCUAGUAAAAGCCAAGUCUUGAAGUCACAUUAUGGUGAUGGACUGUGCACAUCCCUAAUUUUGCUAAAGACUUUUACGUAAAAAAAAAAAGAAAAAGUGUACUGCUUGUUCGUUUUGCUUUAAUGUUUCGGUUUUCACUUGAAUUAGAUCAUAUUUUUAUACUAAAAACGUGUACGUACGACUAUAUCUGAUAGCGUCUUCUUCAGAGAUGGCACGGUUUGAAAGUGUAAAUAGAAUCAAGGUGAAACGGGGCGAUCGGAGAAUCCACACAUCUGAACCCUGCUGGGGACAUUCCUGUGGUUUAAACCGUCACAAACUUGCUUCCAGCUGUUCGUCAUUUCGCAACCGAACCGAAUCCUUUUGAUCUGAACCGAGGACGGCUUCGGACUGUUCCGGCCUAUAACGUUUUGUGAUCGAUAAAAACUUGACUCCGCCGUCUCUGACUCAGAGUUUAAUGAUAAGGAGAUAUCUUGUUAAUGUUUAGCUACGAUACAGUGUUGAUCACACGUUGAAAUAGCGUGUCUUUUGAUACUGUUUUCUCAGGUCGCACAUCAGAAUACAAAUAGAGAUAAUAUAUGCACAGAGAUUUUUAUCACUAUCAAAUGCUCCUUGGCAGCCUCAACUGCAAAAUGUUUUGUCUUUUAAUUUUUGUUUUUGUUUGUUUUGACAGAUUGAAUCUCUGUUUGCUAUCAGAGAGUCUAAAUGCACUCAUAAUUAGCCAUCCCGUAUAGAUGACGCAGUAUUGUAAAUGUAGAACAGAUUGCUUUCCAAGCUCGUUUCUGUCUGACUUGCUGCUAUGUUGUACUAACUCAAACAUGAGCUCUGCCACGGAUAGAUUACCAACCUCCAAGCUGCCUCUAACUCGCUCACUUAGAGUUGAAACCAGAUAUUUCCAGAAACCUUCAAUUUAUUUAUUAAUGUUUUUUUUCUUCCUCUUUGCCUCGUUGUUUUGACAUUCCAUCAAACGAAUCUCACCAAACUAAACUUUUCUGUUUUAGGGCAGUUAAGAUCACUCACAAUUAUUUCUGCUUGCUAAAUACCAGAAUACUUAUUAAAAUUCUGAACUUUGCAUGCAGUUUAGUAUUUGAUAGUCGACUAUGAAGCUGUAUGAAUUUUCAUAUUUACCCACAAACUUUCUAUAAGGAGCGAGAUCAGUGCUUUAUGACGGCCACCGUAAUAAAAGUAACUUUUUACAUUUUAUUUUGCGGGUAUGCUGAGAUCGUCAUUGUCCAUAUUUACUUCAGCAUCUCCACGUGAUGUUUUCAUUUCCUCAGUAUGUCAUCUUUUCUGUUGAGCGCACCAGUCCCUCCUGAAGCAAAACGGUCACACAAGAUAACACUGCUAACGCCGUGCUUCGCAGCUGGGUUGGUGUUCUCAUCCCACUUUUGGCUCCAAAUGGAGCAACGACCAUUAUGGUCAAACGUUUCAAUGAUCAACAUGCCACCAGCAGGCAUUUAUCCCUGAGUUCAUCUUUAAGGAAUGGCUUCUUCGUCUCCGAGUGGCCUUUCAGCCCACGUUCGACUUGUUUCACCCUACCAGCUUCAGCUAGCAUCUGUCAUACCAAAAAGCACGUUCGUCUCCGGGAAAUGCGUCUCCUACCCUGACGAUGUCGGCUGGACGUUGUUUAUGCCUUCAUGUAAUUAUUUAAGCAGAUGGUACAUCUGGAGAUUCUACCCAAGGAUUUAUAAGAUAUGUUUGCAAUCACAAUCUUUUUCCUGAUUUUUCUCUUUCUAAUCAUAGAAUGAUGUCACACAAGGAAGAAGUGUGUUUGAGGUGUUGUCUGAAAAUGUAUCCACCGGUAGGGCUUUACUUAAACAUUGUGAAUUACCAGAAGCUUACAAAGCCAAAACAACCUCGCAUUGGAUUUCAAGAAACAAAUACUUUUUCUCGAAUAAAAAGAUCUUACUCGUGAUCCUAGGGUUAAGCAAAUGGAAAUAAUGUUGGUAAUCUUGACUGAUUUAAAACAGAAGAAAAAACAAAAUCUGAUUUAAUGUCAAACAGGGGAAAACUUUUUUUUCUUUCAGAGUGUGUACAUAUCUGGCUUCAACUGAAUGUCUUGUCUCAGAUUGCAAAGAAUUCUCCCAACGCAGCUCAGUUUUUCACCUUGCAGAUCAUGCUUGGCGAUCAACCACCAACAACAUGUGCCUUAGUGUGUGUGUGUGUGUGGGUGUGGGCGUGUGUGUGGGUGUGUGUGUAGACGCCGACGUCAAAGACUCGCGCGAUUGAAAAAUUGUAAACCACUGACCUGUUCGCGUGAUCUGACGGAGACCUAUAGAACGGUGCGUCAUGUGACCAGAUCUUUCAACAGAAUUUGAUCGUCGGUCAGUGAAAAUGAAGGAUUUGCUCAAAAGGGUUUUUAAUAGCGAAACUGAAAAUGAAUGAAACGCUACAAAAAGGCCCGAGAGGUGAAGCUGCUUUACUCUUGCGAGGCGUUUUGUUUGAUGUAGAAUCGACAAGGGACUUUUUAACUUGUAUCAGGGAUUCUUAGUCUUCCUUUUUGAACUAGCUCAGGAUAUAGAAAGGUACUGUGUCUCCGUCCCUGUCUUUCUUAUUCAAUCUAAUACAAUAAGUCUGUGCCGCUCUGCUUUAGAGCACAUAAACAGAAGCAACGAUACAGGAACAUUUUAAUAUUUGCUUUUCUUUUCCAGUAUAGAUGGAUUAUUAUUUUUCCAGGGGCAGCAGUCAUAGGAAUUAGGUUUUUUUUUUUUUACCUUCAACUUGUUUAUUUCUUUAUUUCUGCAGCUCUAGUCUACUUCAGAGAUAGAAAGCAUCUUUGGAUGUGUUGUCCGUGUGCUUUGUGGCUCGGAUAAUAAUACUGUAAAUGUUUGAAUGUACUGAAUAUUUAGUCAUGCAUAGUUAGUUCUUUGCAAGAAGGCAAAUUGACAUUGAAUGAAUUAAAAAAAUAAAUAAAAUGAUUUUUGAACUCCUCUA